Messenger RNA from Alnus glutinosa, 1325 nucleotides. Its product is annotated as F-box protein CPR1-like. The record is from RefSeq and is a predicted model, not a curated record. NCBI's taxonomy places the organism in Eukaryota, Viridiplantae, Streptophyta, Magnoliopsida, Fagales, Betulaceae. The transcript has a single exon. Gene Ontology annotation, molecular function: protein binding. The coding region runs from base 101 to 1273 and encodes 390 amino acids.
UACUACUUCACUCCAUCCUUAUCAUCACUACAACGCCGCCACCAUUUCUCUCUUUGUUUUUCGCUUGCAAUUCUGUGAUCAGAGAAUUUGGUGGGGGAUCAUGGAAUCUCGUGAAUCUAAUCGCCGGAAGAUGUCCAUACUUUCGCAAGAUCUCAUCACCGAAAUACUUUCUUUACUACCCGUCAAGUCUCUGAUACGUUUCCAGUGCGUUUCGAAGGCAUGGUUCACUCUAAUCAACGACCCAAAUUUCAUCCAGAUGCACCUUGAGAACAACAGAGAACGCAGUCUCAUUGUAGAGACAAGUUCCAGGUAUUAUUUUGGGCUACAAAAUUACUCCUUCGUAAACUUUUCCAACGAAUAUCGGUUCGACGAGGCGGUGAAGAUCUUCACACCAUUCUAUCGUCGAGAAAAACUCAAAUACAGCCAAGUCAUGGCAGUGAUAGGUUGUUGCAACGGCUUGGUUUGCAUCCGCAGGGGGAUAUUUGAAAUUGUGAUUUGGAACCCAUCAAUAAAAAAAUACAAGAAAUUACGCUUUGAGCCUGUAGACGACGAGCACAAGCUGCAACCCCAUUUACUAGAAGACGAGGGAUUUAAUUUUGCAUUCGGGUAUGACCCAGUCAACAACGAUUACAAAGUUUUAAGAAUUGUGGAAUUUCUGAGAUGCCAUAAGAUUUACAAGGAUCCUCCAACGGCCGUUGAAGUUAAGGUAUAUAGUCUGAAAGCACAUUCUUGGACAAGAGUAGAAGAUGAAUGGCCUCACAAUGACUCACUUAUUUCUUCGCCCCUGUCGGCUCUCACCAACGGUGCUUUCCAUUGGCUGACUGAGAGUGCAACCGGAACAAAAACCCUUCUCGCAUUCGAUCUCACCACAGAGAAAUUUGAAGUGCAAAAGUUUCCGUUCAAAAAUUGUGGAAUUGUGGGUCUUGAGGUUUUGGGAGGAUCGCUCUGUGUUUCUGUGUAUCCUUGGGAACAAGGCAUUGAGGUUUGGAUGAUGAAGGAAUACCGGGUGGCGACCAGUUGGAGUCGGCUUUAUACGGUGCCUGCGACUUUCCGCUACUGCCAAUCACUAAUGCUUUCAGAGGACGGUGAAAAGGUUUUGAUGGAGAACGAUGAGAAGGUUUUCUUUUGGUAUGACAUAAAAAAGAAGACACUCAGGAUCGUUGAGAACCAUCAUCAAAUCUCCAAUUCCAAUUCGGUUUGGACAACGACUUGUUUGAGAACUCGAAGCAGCCUCCUUCUCCUCAAUGGUGAUAGUGAGCCUUGUAUUUCAUAAUGGAUGGAUAAUAUGCAGCUAAACAAGUAGCAGGAGCUUUUCGUGUCUUUAA